AUGACGUGGGUCUCUGACGGUUCGGUCACCAACGGUUUGUGCUUGAUCACCGACGGCGGCUCGUGCGCCACCUCGCCCAACUUCCCGAACGACUACCCGAACCUCAAGGGCUGCACCCUCUACGGCCUGCCGCAGGCCGGGCUGGACGUGAUCGCCUUUGACGUGGAGGUCCCGAACGGCGCAAACUGCAUCUGGGACUACCUCGUCGUCGACGGCGUGAGGUACUGCGGCACCUCGGGCCCGGCCGGGGUCGUGCCGUCGGAUGGGACCAUGACGUGGGUCUCUGACGGUUCGGUCACCGAGUCUGGCUGGAAGGCGCGCUCUCCUUUCUCUCUUGCUCCCUGCACACUGCCCAUCCUCAGCUCUCGCGCACAGCCAGCCCUGAACUGCACCAUCUACAACGUGCCGCCGGUCGAGCUGGACGUGAUCGCCUUUGAUGUGGAGUUUGACGUGGAGGGAUGCGAGUACUACGGCUGCGAGUCCGGCGCGAACUGCCUCUGGGACUACCUCAUCGUCAACGGCGUGAAGUACUGCGGCACCUCGGGCCCGGCCGGGGUCGUGCCGUCGAAUGGGACCAUGACGUGGGUCUCUGACGGGGAG
Emiliania huxleyi CCMP1516 is the source of this 600-nucleotide messenger RNA. RefSeq lists its product as hypothetical. The annotation marks the transcript as partial. Gene Ontology annotation, molecular function: serine-type endopeptidase activity. NCBI's taxonomy places the organism in Eukaryota, Haptophyta, Isochrysidales, Noelaerhabdaceae. The transcript has 3 exons. The record is from RefSeq and is a predicted model, not a curated record.